Molecule: messenger RNA, 2208 nt
Organism: Symbiodinium sp. CCMP2456
Lineage: Eukaryota; Dinophyceae; Suessiales; Symbiodiniaceae
Source: the annotation of a GenBank genome assembly
AUGCAUGUGAGAGAGGGAGGCACCGAAUACGGCACGGUCACCCCCGCCGGAGGGGAAGGAGAGGAGAGACUUCCUCCUCCGUGCCCCCAAACGCUUGGAGAAGAACAGCCCCAGCACCGAGCAGCAAUUGAGCGAGUGCUGAAAUCUCAAGGCCUCCCAAUGAUAGGACGGCCUUUUGGUUCACUUUCUUCGCUCUUGGCCGGCCGGGCAGCCUCCCGAAUGGGGACGCCAAUGAGCUCCCUGGGCCCGCUCGGCCAAGUGGCUGCGGUAGACAUGUCAGUUCAAUUUGCAUGCUUUGCAGUAGCAGCUGCCCUUCAAACAGAGAAGUUCUACGACAUCUCUGCCAGUUUGACGUAUGUGCUCUGCGUUCUCCUCUCCUUUCGGGCUGGCGGCCGAUCCACGAGGUGCAAAGUCAACUCUGGUCUCGUCAUCGCAUGGGCCCUGCGCCUGGGCAGUUUUCUGUUGUGGCGCGUGGUUCAUGACGGAGGCGACAGCCGAUUUGCGAAGGUCAAGAUGCAUCCCAGCAAAUUCUUCGUUUUCUGGGCUGUGCAGGCAGUCUGGAUUCUUCUGACCGCCCUCCCUGUGUACCUCUCCAACAGCAAGCCGAACACAGAGGCCGAGCUUGAAGAAGGCCUGCAGAGGCGCGGGAGAGAGAAGGUUUGCUGGCGGGAUAUUCUGGGCUGGAGUCUAUGGGGAGCUGGCUUCACUGUUCAGGUGGUUGCAGACAUGCAGAAGAGACUCUUCCAGGCAGACCCGAGGAACAAAGGCCUCUGGAUUCAGACGGGCUUGUGGAAACUGGCCCAGCAUCCGAACUACUUUGGCGAGAUUUGCAUGUGGUGGGGCCUUUUCCUUAGUUGUUCAACGACUCUCAGAGGAUGGGAGCUUCUGUCCGUGGCAUCUCCUUGCUUUGUCGCCUUCCUGCUGCUCCGCGUGAGUGGCGUGCCUCUUCUCCGCAAGGCUGGUCUAAAGCGCUGGGGUCAUCUUCAAGAGUAUCAAGACUACUUGAAGAGGCGUGACUCGCUUGCUGGUACCACUGCCUCGACGGUUGUGAAGCUGACGUGGAACCAGCGAGAAAACAUGAGUGAAGAUUAUCCGACUGAGAUCGGCUCUUGCUGUGCAGGUUUUUGGGUCUGCUUCGACGUGGCACUUCUUCAGCUGACAUUUGUGAUGGACUCAAAGAAUCGGGCCCCGUUGUUCAAGUACAGGGCCAAUGCAGCUUUGCUUUCAGCCAGCAAGGUUCGAUGUAGGCACCGCUUGUGUGCAGACAUGGUGGGGCAUGGCGAGAUCGAGCUACUUCCGCAAGGUACACAUGCUCCCGGAGACGGGUUCAACCUGGCAGCCGUGGCCAGGAACGUAGGAUUGCCAGACAACUGCCAGCGCCGCAGAGUCUACGAGGCUUGGCACGACUUGGGCCUGGGUGGCCGGAAUCGCUUCCUCUGCGCGGGCAGGUGCAUGGUCGGCCCGAACAUCGACAAGCGCUUUCAGAUGUGCACCUUCUGCGCUUUGUUUGUGCCGUCGCUUUUCUACUUUAUCUUCUGCAUGCGCUACCUUUGGGAGAAGGUCAGCCCAUGGAUGCCUGUGCUGACCGGCAUUCUGCUGUUCUCGACUGUUUCGCUGUGGCUUCUGACGGCCUGUACUGAUCCAGGCAUAAUUCCGCGUGCUUCACUUCAGCUCGCAGUUCCUGGUAUCCAGGAUGCUGUCGCGGCGGCCACAGGUUGCCGGCCGCUUCUAGCGGAUGGUGCCGGUGAUGUGCUUUGUGACAUCACUGCCCUGGAGGAGGAGCAAGGCUACAGGUUCUGUCAGACGUGCCGCAUCAUUCGGCCACCUCGCGCCUCGCAUUGUCGCGACUGUGACAACUGCGUCCUGAGGUUUGAUCACCACUGCCCGUUCGUCAACAACUGCAUUGGCCAAAGGAACUACGUGUUCUUUACCAGCUUCCUUGUGUCUAUUGCUUUCUUGGGAGUGGCCGAGCUCUCUGGCAUUGGCUUGUGGUACUCGCACUCUGCCGGAGGCAUCUCGGACGAGAUGCUAACGCUCCUCUUGCUUGCCCUCACACCCGCGCGCUUCUCAGCUCAGCAGGGUUGGCGAUCUUUGACGGCACGAGAAGCCAGUUCAACUCGAAAAGCUCAUGCUGCCCACUCUCUUCUGUGUCACGAUCGACUUGGUGGGCCUUGGGCCUUGCAAAGUUAUGUCGCGAGAUCAAUUUAG